AAUAUAUAUUCAGAUUAAUCGUUUAUUUUGCUUCUAGUUAUAUUUUAAGCAAUCGAAAAUAGCAGUACUAGUAUAACAUAUUGUUUAAAUGUGAAACGCGUAUUUAUGUGUAUACAUAGAGUUUUUCGUCCAUAUUUGAAUCAUAAUAAUAAACUAUAAUAGUAUAUACGAAAUUUGUUCACGAUUGCAUACAAUUUAUUUUUUGGUUAUUUAAAUUGAUAAUAAUAACCGCAACAUAGCAAUUCAAUUUCGAAUUAGUGGUAAUUAUAUUGUUUUGUUAUUUGUAUUUUUAGAUGGAUUUUUUACCUUGCGGUAUGUACUCAAUGGCGGAUUCGACGCUUCCAGACCACGUGGACGGACACGGUUCACUUACGAAAAAAAGCCGCGAAAAAAGUACGGUGACGGGAAUGGCCACCUUGACUAGGGAAGAACGGCGGAGAAGACGGCGGGCCACCCAAAAAUACAGAAUGGCUCAUGCUACACGCGAGCGAGUUAGAGUCGAGGCGUUCAACGUGGCAUUCGGUGAAUUGCGAAAACUUUUGCCCACGAUACCACCCGACAAGAAAUUGUCGAAAAUCGAAAUAUUGAGGCUCGCCAUAUGUUACAUAAUGUAUUUAAAUCAAUUUUUGGAAACGUAAAUUGUUGACACUCUUUGACGAUCUAUAAUUAGGUUUACAUUAUAAUAUAUAAUACAAUAUAGACACUAUAAAUGGCAUUAUAAAGUAUAUUCUCCUAGAACUGAAUACAAAGUAUCAUAAUUAAUAUUAUAAUUUAUACCUAGUCAACAAUGAUUUGAUAUAGUUAUUUAAUUAUCAUCUUCCAACAGUUACAACACGAAUAAGUUCUAUAUUUAUAACUAUCAAUAAUAUUAAUUAGAUUUAAUACAAUUAAAAAAAUAUAUUAUAUUAUUAUAUUAUGGUGUUUAAUUUUGACAAAAAAAAUAUUCUUUCGAAAUUUUCAUAUUUUACCCCCAUUUUAUCAAAGAUAUUAUUAUUAUAAUAUUGUAUAAUACAGUAAUACACUAAUGUGAUUGUGCUUAAACUUUAUCAUUGACUUCGGUUCUUUAUUCCACAAUGUCAUCAAUACAUUAUUUUUGAUGAUAAUAUUAUACAAUUUGUUUAUUUUAUUUUUUUUGUAUAUUAUAAUUUAUAGUACAUUUGUUUCAUUAUUCAAAUCUAUUAUAAUUGAUUUUUUAUUGUAAUAUAUAUUUAUUUCUAUAAAAACAUGUAAAUUAUUAGGAUUAGUUCUUAUGUAAAAAAAAAAUAGGUACGUACUAUAAUAUUAUAGUCUAUAAAUAAAUUGCAAUCAUAGCCCCAUACAGGCGUGCCCGGUUAUACAUUGGCUAAACAUGAAUUUAUUUAGACUCAAAACUAAUUUUUUUUUACUUCAAGGAUGAAGGAAUCCUAAAAAUUUACUAUUGGCAAGAUUUGCGAAAUUGUUCGAAAUCCACCUAUAUGAUGAUAAUAGAUCGAAGACAGUUCCACUACCUACAUAGUCAGCUAUAGUAUAAUAUUAUGAUAAUUACCUAAGCUUAGAACUAAUAACAUAAUAUGUUUUUAUUAAACGUAUAGGCUGAAUAAGUGCAAUAUAAUUAAUAUUGAUGUCAAUAAAAAAUAAUAAUUAAUAUAUAGGUACGGACUUAAAAUAAUAUGAGUUAAUGAUAAACAUAGUUGUUUUAAUACAAACAUUUACCUACUUUAUAAUGUAACAUGAUAUAAUUUAUUAUACUAUAUAUACAGAAUAAGAAUCUUUAUUAUAAUUUUCAUUCCAUGUAAAUAUAAAUCGAACUUAUAUAUUAUUAUUAUUAUUAUAUACAUAUAAUAUGUAUAAUUAAAUAAUAUAUUAUGUAUUUAAAAGCUUUAGAUUAUAUUAUAUUAAAUAAAUAUUUUAUUAAUUAUUACUAUUAUUGAGUGCGUUCAAAUAAGUAACAUUAGUACAAUACCAUAAGAUAUACAUUGUAAUAAUAAACCAAUUAUAUUAAAAUAUCGCAAUAGCCAAUAACAGCCAAAAAUUUAAAUCGUAUUACAUUUUUUUUUUGUUUACGGCUUAUAUUUUAGGACAAACAAAUCGUGUUUCUUACUUGACGAAUAUUUUUGAUGUUAUUGUAUAUACCUGAAAAUGUUAAGAAACUAUACUUGUAAUAAUAAGUUAUUUCUUGCAUUUUUUCAUAUUAUAUUAUAUCUAUACAGUAUACACGUUUAUUAUAUUCAUGUUCACAAUUUUAGUAUCGAAUUGAUAUUUUAUGCGAUUUGUUUGAGCAUAAUUAUACCUGAUAUUAUGCAAAUUGAAAUCAUCCAUAACCUAAACUUAAAUAUUAUUCUAUAAAUUAUUAUUGCAUAGGUAUUAUGCACGCACAUUAUAUGCGUCGAUGUAUCCGCACGUAACUACAUAAGUAUUGCGACACGCAUUCGUAAACUUAGUAACAAUAUAAUAUAUAUAUUACCUAUAUUGUAUGAGUAUAUGAUUCCAUUAUUAUCCAAAUUUUUGUUCGACUUUACUUCGUUACUCCUUGCCGAGGUUAUAAAUAAAAUUAGCUUUCUCGAGACAAUAAUAUA
Metopolophium dirhodum (rose-grain aphid) is the source of this 2555-nucleotide messenger RNA. RefSeq names its product helix-loop-helix protein 1 (gene HLH4C). Lineage: Eukaryota; Metazoa; Arthropoda; Insecta; Hemiptera; Aphididae. Gene Ontology annotation, molecular function: protein dimerization activity; RNA polymerase II cis-regulatory region sequence-specific DNA binding; DNA-binding transcription factor activity, RNA polymerase II-specific. The transcript has 2 exons. Gene Ontology annotation, biological process: regulation of transcription by RNA polymerase II. The record is from RefSeq and is a predicted model, not a curated record. Bases 294 to 638 code for a protein of 114 amino acids.